Ricinus communis (castor bean) is the source of this 2490-nucleotide messenger RNA. RefSeq lists its product as uncharacterized. Gene Ontology annotation, cellular component: nucleus; cytoplasm. Bases 82 to 2244 code for a protein of 720 amino acids. Gene Ontology annotation, biological process: proteasome-mediated ubiquitin-dependent protein catabolic process. Lineage: Eukaryota; Viridiplantae; Streptophyta; Magnoliopsida; Malpighiales; Euphorbiaceae. The record is from RefSeq and is a predicted model, not a curated record. The transcript is spliced from 12 exons.
ACAGUAAAUAAAAAUAAAAAUACAUUUCAUUAUAUCUCUCAAAAUAAUUUUCUCGAGAAAACGAAAGAAAAGGAGAGAAGAAUGGAAACGACACCGGUGAACUGGGAAGCAUUAGACAGACUUAUAAUCGAGUUUGCAAAAUCAGAAAAAUUAAUUGAAGAUUCGUUUUCUUCUCCAUUAUCUUCUCCUUCUCCAUCUUCUUCUUCUUCGUCAGUGUCAUCAUCAUCAUAUCAUUCGCGAUUGAUCAUUCGACAGAUCAGACGGUUCUUAGAGUCUGGUGACAUUGACACAACAAUUGAGCUUCUCGGCUCCCACGCUCCUUUCAUUCUUGAUGAUCAUAGGCUUUUGUUUCGGUUGCAGAAACAGAAAUUUAUCGAGUUAUUGAGGAAAGGAACGGAGCAGGAUAGGGAUUCUGCAAUUGAAUGUAUCAGAACAGCCCUUGCUCCUUGUGCUCUUGAUGCUUAUCCGGAAGCAUAUGAGGAAUUCAAGCAUGUCCUUCUUGCCUUCAUAUAUGACAAAGAUGACCAGAGUUCUCCUGUGGCAAAUGAGUGGUCUGAAAGGAGGAGAUUUGACAUUGCUGGAUUAAUGUCUUCAGUUCUAAGAGCGCAUUUACAUGCAUAUGAUCCAGUCUUUUCAAUGACAUUGAGAUAUUUGAUAAGCAUACAUAAAGGAUUUUGCUUUCGUGAGGGAAUUUCAUCACCUAUAUCAGAUCUUACUGAGAGGUUGCUCCUUGAAGAACGUGAUCCUCCUGCUGUACCACAAGAGAGUCUGUAUGAGGCACCUCCAUUUGAUGAGGUGGAUAUACAAGCUCUUGCACAUGCAGUGGAGCUUACAAGACAAGGGGCAGUUGAUAGCUUGAGAUUUGCCAAGGGAGAUCUGUUUCAGGCAUUCCAGAAUGAGUUAUGUCGGAUGAAAUUGGAUGUCUCAAUGCUUGAUGAGCUUGUUCGUGAGUACUGUGUUUAUAGGGGCAUUGUGGAUUCCGGUCUUGCUUCCCCUUCUGUUUCAGGAGUGGAAACCCCCUCUGAACCUUUAAAAGUCAAUCAAACAGAGCCUGGCUAUUCUUCAUCAAUGAACUGUUCUCUUGAAGUCGAUCAUACUACCUAUAAACAUUCGGAUGGUGAAACUUCCACAAGCAAUGCUCUUAUGGAUGGUUCUCCUGAAAACAAUGCGCGUAUGAUGAAUAGGACACAAGGAACUGAUGCUGAGUUAAGAUACGCAUGUGAGACAACUAUCAACUUUGAAGAUUGUAGCACCAGUGGAUCACAUCAAACUGGUAUUUCUAAAGUUAUACAGAGAAACAAAAACCGUGCAACUGGAGAAAGGAGCAAACGCAAGAGAUGGAGGGGUAGGCAAGAUGACGAAGACUAUAUUUCUGGAGUUUCGUUCAAUGGAAGCAGUAAGCAAGAUUAUAAUGUCACUGCUAUCUGCACAAAUUUGCCAACGGAACAACAGGGUUUUGAAAAAAAUUCCAUACUAGACAUAAGUAAUAGGGAGGAUAAAUAUGAGCUUGUGCUGGGGAUUAAGGAACUAGCAAGUAGUGGAAUGGCUGCAGAGGUUGUGGAAGAAGUUAAUGCUUUUGAUCCAAACUUCUUUGUCCAAAAUCCUGUCUUGCUCUUCCAAUUGAAGCAGGUUGAAUUUCUUAAGCUGGUCGAUUCAGGUGAUCACUCAAGUGCUCUAAAGGUUGCAUGCUCACAUUUAGGGCCCUUAGCUGCUAGUGAUCCUGAUCUACUGAAGCCCUUGAAGGAGACUAUGUUGGCAUUGCUUAGACCUAAUGAAGAUGCAAUAGGGAAAGGCUUGCCUUUACAUGCUCUUGCAACUUCGCUUCAGGUUGCAAUUGGGAGGAGACUUGGUAUUGAGGAACCACAGCUUAUGAAGAUAAUGAGAGCAAUGCUUCACACACACAAUGAGUGGUUUAAACUUCAAAUGUGUAAAGAUCGCUUUGAAAGUCUUCUAAGGAUUGAUUCUCUGAAAGAAGUUAAUGCCCCCAUGCUUUCUGCUUGUUUGAUUUCAAAAUCAAAUGCUGACAGCUGUACUCAUGGAUCCUCCCAAGUUACAGUGUCUUCAAGCAUUAGGUUGUCUGAAGAUGGUAGCAGUCCAACUCAAGUGUCAUCUAGAGAUGUUCACGAUGAAAAUGCUAUACUCAAAGUUAUGGAAUUUCUUGCGCUGCCUAGGGCUGAUGCUAUCCAUCUUCUUGCACAGUACAAUGGAAACGCUGAAACUGUCAUCCAACAAAUAUUUGCAUAGUUUUGAAUCUAGAACUGUAGUAAAGACCCUGAUCUAUUUGUUUAUUUAUUUUGGAAGAAUAUUAUUUUAUUCAAUUUGUACCAUAGCUGUAGAUACAGAAUGGAUUGCAGAGAGAGAAAGGUCCUGGUCUUCUCACAAAGAAACACAGCCUACUUUUAGUUAUUGGUCUGUCUAUUUGCGAUGUGUUUUUCUUGUCAUAGAGAGAGCAUUACUUAAUAAUGAAAAUUUAUUUCAUUCACGGGCUUA